Molecule: messenger RNA, 4341 nt
Organism: Culicoides brevitarsis
Lineage: Eukaryota; Metazoa; Arthropoda; Insecta; Diptera; Ceratopogonidae
Gene: pcm
Product: 5'-3' exoribonuclease 1
Exons: 25
Coding region: 78-4247 (1389 amino acids)
Biological process (GO): nuclear-transcribed mRNA catabolic process
Molecular function (GO): 5'-3' exonuclease activity; nucleic acid binding
Source: RefSeq, a predicted model, not a curated record
AAAGCUGUCCUAAAUUGUUUUAUUAAAUAUUAUUAACUUUAUUGUAAUAUACAUAAAUAAAAAAUUUUAAUUACAACAUGGGAGUUCCAAAAUUUUUCCGCUACAUUAGCGAGAGAUAUCCUUGUUUAAGUGAGCUUGUUCGUGCAAAUCAGAUUCCUGAGUUCGAUAAUUUGUAUCUGGAUAUGAAUGGAAUCAUACAUGUGUGUUCACAUCCAAACGAUAAUGAUGUGCAUUUUAGAAUUUCAGAAGAAAAAAUAUUCAAGGAUAUUUUCCAAUACCUGGAAGUUCUCUUUUUAAUGAUUAAGCCAAGAAAACUUUUUUUUAUGGCCAUCGAUGGAGUAGCGCCUCGUGCCAAAAUGAACCAACAAAGAGGAAGGCGAUUCCGGUCUGCAAAAGAUGCUGAGCUCUUGGAGGAAAAAGCGAAGAAAAAAGGAGAAGUUAUUUCAAAUGAAGCAAGAUUUGAUAGCAAUUGUAUUACUCCUGGAACCGAAUUCAUGGGGCGAUUAAAUGAGGCGCUUAAAUAUUUUAUCAAGCAUAAAAUAAGCACAUCUCCAAUUUGGCAGAGUUGCACGGUUAUUUAUAGUGGUCAUGAGACGCCAGGUGAAGGUGAACAUAAAAUAAUGGACUACAUACGUUAUUUGAAGUCUCAAGAUGAUUAUAACUUAGAUACGAGACAUUGCUUAUAUGGCCUGGAUGCAGAUUUAAUUAUGCUGGGAUUGUGUACACACGAAAAACAUUUUUCUCUUCUUAGGGAAGAAGUCAAAUUUGGAAAACAAAUAAGUCGAGCAGCGAGCGUUCAUGAAACUAGAUUCUUUCUUCUUCAUUUAAGUUUGAUGAGAGACUAUUUAGAGCUCGAAUUUGAGCCUGUGCGGUCUAAACUUAAGUUUAAUUUUGACAUUGAAUGCAUAAUUGAUGAUUGGAUCUUGAUGGGAUUCUUGGUUGGAAAUGACUUUAUUCCACAUCUCCCAAAUAUGCAUAUAAAUACCGGUGCUUUGCCAUUAUUAUACAAUGUUUACAUGGAAGUGUUACCACGAUUAGAUGGAUAUUUAAAUGACAAAGGAAAACUUCAUUUAGAACGCUUUGAAAUUUUCAUGGUUGAAUUGGGAAAAAAUGACAAAAAGUUAUUCAUGGAACAUUAUACGGAUCUCAAGUAUAUGAAUGCGAAGAUGAAUGCUGAGACGUUUGGGUUAGAGGACGGUAAUAUGGAAAAUGCGAUGAAUGCAGAUGUUUCUGAAUUAGCUAAAAUGACAGAAGAAAUGUUGUUUGACUCAGACGACAGUAGUGUAGAAUCUGAAGAACUUUUUGAUAUGGAAUUUGAAAAACACAAGGCAGCAUACUAUAUUCAAAAAAUGCACUAUCCUGAAAUGAAUGAGAAAGUAAGAGCGGAACAAACCGAGUAUUAUAUCCAAGCAUUGCAAUGGAUACUUUUUUAUUAUUAUCGGGGAGUUCCAUCUUGGAGUUGGUUCUAUCAAUUUCAUUACAGCCCAUUCAUAUCAGACAUACAUUCUUUCAAGCAUUUAGAUAUAAAGUUCACAUUAAAUAAGCCAUUUUUACCAUUUGAACAACUUUUGAGUGUUUUACCUGCUGCAAGUAAAGGUCUUUUACCGAAUGCUUAUCAUGAAUUAAUGACAGACAAAGAAAGUAAAAUCGUACAAUACUACCCAAAAGAUUUUGAAACCGACCUAAAUGGCAAAAAGCAAGAAUGGGAAGCUGUAGUAUUAAUUCCUUUUAUUGAUGAAAAAUUGCUGCUUGAAGAAAUGAAAACAAAGGAAAAAUUUCUUCAUGAAAAUGAGGUAAACAGAAAUAUCCAUGGUCCAAUGUAUGAAUAUAAGUACAAUGCCACUGUACAAGGAUCAUGUGAUGGGUUCUUGAAUUUUCCGACAAUAAUUUCGGUAUAUUGUACAGAAAAAGCUAUAAGGAGAGAAGAGAUUGCCAUUACCGACGACAAGCUACCUCUGAUAUAUUCAAGAAUAUCAACAAAUGUUUGGUAUUAUAAAGGUUUUCCAACAAUGAAAUACAUGACUUACACAGGAGCCAUUUCAAAAAAUCGAGUUAAAGUGUUUGACCAACCAAGCCGUAAUGAUAGUAUGAUAAUUAGUUUGAAAAACUCUUCGACGAAAGAUACAGAAACUCUGGCAAAAAUGUACAUUGGCGAAACGAUUUUUGUUGGUUGGCCUCACUUGAUUGAAGCAAAGGUAACAAAAGUUAGUGAUAGUUGUAAUGUCUACACUCGUAAUGCAAAUGGAUCACUUACCAGUGUUAACAACGAAAGGUGGAAAACGGAUGUUAGGGCAAUUCAAGAGCAUCAUAUAAAUAGACUUGGAAUCGAUGUUGGCGACAUUAAAACUAUAUUGCACGUUGUACCAUUUGUAGGAGUAAAAUAUAACUAUGAUGGAAAUCGGUAUGUCUUACAGAAAACUUAUAGUGCAUAUGAAGCCACCUAUCCAGCUCAAGCCAUUGUAGAUGACUUAAAAGUAAUUGAUAAGGAGCAUUUGCCUUAUUUAGAACUGAAUGAUGUAUAUAAGCCUGGUAGUCCUGUCUUCAUGAUAACUCAUCCAUACUACGGUUGCUUUGGCGAAGUCAUUGAGACACAGAUUGUUCACAAAAUAAAGCGAGUUAAACUAACACUAACUAUAGCUGACGAACCAAUGCUUGAGGAGGCUAAAGAUGUUCACUAUAAAAUUCAGAGUGCUUAUGUUAAUUCAUAUGUUGCAGCAUCUAAAAUCGGGAUUUCAGAAAAUGUCUUACAAAAAAUUACGGAUACUGUUUUAUUUGUCGAAGGUGAAAAAAGAGAAGUCUUACAAGAAGGAACGAAUAAAAUGAACAUUGGACUGCAACUUAAGUCAAGAAAAAAUAAUGAGGUUGUGGUGGGAUAUGUAAAAAAGCAUCACAAGCAGCUUCUUUUUUCAGAAAAAGCAAUAGAUUUGGUCACAAAAUAUUUUCAAAAAAUUCCCAAAUUAUUUCAAUUGCUUGAAACUGGACGAUCUUUGGUGUUUGAAAGUGAGCUUUUUAAAAGUAGCAUGAGUGAAAAUAGUGUUCAACAACUUAUUGAAUGGAUUAAACAGCAAGAUCAUCAGAAGUGUGAAAAACGCAGUAGUGGCAUUGACACAGUUGAAAAGGAUGCUCUUCCAAUGAUAUUAGAUGCUGUAAAGAGAAUUAAAAAUAGACCUAUGAAACGACUGACUCUGCAAGUAAAACCAACAAACUUGUACGCAGCUGCUUUAAAUCAAGCAGAUAAGCCCGUUGACGAUAGCGUAAGGUUUCGGUUAUUUGAUCGUGUUGCUGUCGUGAGCACAAAUGAAAUCGCACCUGUAGGUAGCAAAGGAACUAUAGUUGGAGUACACUGCCUGCUUGAUGUGAAUCCGGUAAAACAAGAAAACAUCAAUAAAGUGGACUUGUAUUACGAUGUUCUUUUUGAUAAGCCUUUUGCUGGUGGUUCAACGAAUGACGUAAUUUUGGAACCAAAACUUGCUAGAAUCUAUAAAAAUCAUCUGAUAAGUUUGAAUUACGGAAGAGACAUGGAAAUGAAAAAAAAUAACGAAAGAAGUAACUAUGAACUUAUGGAUAACGCUUGGAACAAUAAAUUGUCAUCAAAAAAUCAAAAUUGUGUUGAAAAGGGAAAAGAGGAAAAAAUCUCACUUGACAACAUUAAAACUUUGAAUACAAAUAUUAAAGACGUUGAAAAUAAAAACAUUUUAAAAGAGAAAGAGGAAACAAAUUCUAUAUUAGAACAACUGUUUGCUAGCAGUAAAAGAAACGAGAGAAAUAUGUCUUCUGUGAAUAUGCACAGCAAUACUAAACCUGAAGAAGAUAAAAGUGUAGUAUUGAAACAACUUUUAGGUAUAAUACGUGAUCCAGCAAAAGAGGAUAAAAAAGAAGAACCAAAAUUACCUUUACCCCCACCAACAUGGAACCAUCCAAAACCCAAACAAACUGACGAAAAAAUGAUGUUGGCUAAAAUUUUGACAUGUGAUGAUCUAGAGACUAGUCUUUCAAAAAAGGAACACUUGCCUCCAUCAUUAGAAAAACCAUCUUUUAUACCGCUUCAAGCCAUUACCGGAAGAAAAAAUCCAUCCUUUAAAGUAAGUCAUCGCCCGGUUGAAAAGCGAAAUAAUGAGCAAAAAACAGGUACUAAUACAGAGCAAAAGCCUAACGAAACUAGCGUAAAGAAUCCACCAGAGCAUAUAAGACAACCCAGGAUGCAACGUCAGUCUCGUAUAGCUGCCAAAUUCCAAAACAAAAAUUAAUAAAAAAAAUACACAAAGACUAUAUAAAAAUAACCCGUUAUUAAUUAGAUCAAAUAAAAUUUCAAUUUCAUAAAAGGUCUCUUUAUUUAAAUUU